UCUUCGUCUUCGUUCAUCUCAUAUUUACUCACUCUUUUCUCUUUCUCUCAUUUUCUCUUAUUUUCUCUCGUUUUCUCUCUCCCCAAACGCAAGGUUUUCUCCUGAUUCGCCUUUGUGAACCUUUCAGCGGCUAAUUAGAGUUCCGAGCUGUCCUUUCACAUUCGCCAUGAGCCGAUCGAUCGAGCCGCCACCGUUGCUCAAUCAUUCAUUUCGGAAUUCACAGAUGAGUGUACAUUCUGGUAGCAGUUCUCAUCGCUUCUUGGACCCUGACGUGAUCGAGAUUCCACCCCCAACUCGAAACCCUUCCAAUUUGAUGAAGCAGAAAGAGGCCAUUUUGCAUGAUGUGAUUGACAUCAACGACAAUGAUAACACUGCGGAUUUAGUACUAAUUGGUGAAAAAGUUGGCACAAGUAACAAGGGGAAGACAAUUGAAUCCAUUCAUGACGGUUAUGGUGACCAUCAACUAAUGGGAGUGUUUGAUGAUAUAUUUUGUCAGUCUGUUUUGGACAAAUCCGGACCAGGUAGCGAGGUCAUAUCCUCCAGUGGUUAUACUUCAGUAUCGCAUAAUUUGAGCAAUGUUGAUGGUCAUGGUUCUGACCAAUCAUUUGAUGAUGAUGACUACUCUGGUCUUUUUUUGGAAGAUUAUAUGGAUGUAGAUAAUUAUGCUUUACUAGAGGCACAUUUUGAUAAUGUCAACAUACCUCCUGGAAUUGAGGCACCCAUUCCUUGGUUGGCAGAAUAUGGUCUAGAUUUGAAGAAGACUGGAAGUAGUUCAUUGUAUCCUUUGUGUCAUACCCAGUCCGAUGCUAAAAAUUCUAAUGUGGUAUACUCAUCUCAGCCUUCAUGGUCAUUGGAGCCUACUAUCCCAGAAAUUCAAGGACCUUCAGCUGGUAAUUCUAAUUUGCAAAUCAAAAUGGAUGCUAUUGGUCACCCUUCUGGAAUAGAGUUAUCUUCUCCUCAGUUAUUUUCUCAAACUAUCCCUGGUCUGAAGAAAUCAGAUGCCUCACAGAGCAGGAGGCGUCAAUUAAAAUUGGCAUUAGGCCAGGAGACAUUGAAACCUAAUUGGUCUUUGGACCCUUCUGACUCUGAGAGUAAAAUUAAGCUUAAUGCUUUUGGUGCUUCAUCUAACAAUGGCUUUGUAGACAAUUCAGAGGCCAUGAAGCUGACUAAUGGAGGUGAGCCACCAUAUUGGGGACAAUCUGAAAGUAUGAAGAAGGCAGCCGGAAGUAGCAGUUCAUAUCAUUCAAAUUUCGUUGGACAUGUAGAUGGAUCAUUUUAUUCUCCGGGAACUGAAUUAAUGAAUCCUUGGUGGAUGAAGAAUAGCUUUCAUGUUAAGCCAUUUACUAAUUAUGCAGCUAAUUCAAGUUUUUAUAAUCCAUUUGUUCCUCUUCAUCCCGAGCAAGUGUUUGAUAAUACUUGGGCUGCGAGAGAUGGAAAUAAUGGAACAACUGCUGAUACUACUGUUGUGACUAUCUCUGAUGAAGUCAGAGAUGAAAUUCUGAGGAAAUUUCAAAAUUUUAAACAAUUUGACACCAUUGAAGACACUUCAGACCAUUUCUUUGUUCACGCUAAUCGUGCCAUGAAGCAGCAUUCAAAGAAUUGGGCUAAAAGAAUCCAGGAAGAGUGGAAGUUGUUGGAGAAGGAUUUACCAGAUUCAAUAUUUGUCAGAAUUUAUGAAUCAAGAAUAGAUCUUUUGAGGGCUGUGAUUAUUGGAGCAGAGGGAACUCCUUAUCAUGAUGGUCUUUUCUUUUUUGAUGUGUUCUUUCCCAGUGGCUAUCCCAAUGUACCACCACAAGUCCACUACCACUCUGGUGGACUUCGGCUCAACCCUAAUUUAUAUAAUUGUGGCAAAGUAUGCCUUAGUCUACUUAACACCUGGUCUGGCAAUAAGAAUGAGAAGUGGCUCCCAGGUGUUUCAACAAUUUUACAGGUUCUAGUCUCUAUACAAGGGCUGAUCUUGAAUACAAAGCCUUACUUUAACGAGCCUGGAUAUGCACGUCUGAGUGGUUCAGCUGAUGGUGAAAUGAGAUCUCUGCAGUAUAAUGAGGACACAUUCAUCCUAUCAUUGAAGACAAUGGUGUAUCUAAUAAGAAGGCCUCCUAAGAAUUUUGAGGACUUCGUUGUUGGGCACUUCUGCAGCCGAGCUCAUGAUAUUCUGGUGGCAUGUAAAUCAUACAUGGAUGGUGCUCAAGUUGGGUGUUUGGUCAAAGGUGGGGUUCAGGAUGUUGAUCAGGGUGACAAGAGCUGCUCAAAGCAUUUUAAGAAUUCCUUAGGUGCUUACGUGGGUAUGCUUGUUAGAGAGUUUACACAAAUUGGAGCUAAGAACUGUGAGAAAUUCUUGUCUCCGUCAACUGCAACAGCAACAGCAGGGAACAAACAAUUGGGUGAAUUGCCUGUGGCUGCUAUGUUAUUUUGACAAACCCAAUUUUGAGACUUACAAAGGCACAUUGCAUUUAAUUCAUACAGCUAGAAGGUUUAUGUUUUAUAUUACAUUGUUGAACUCGUUAUAGACUCUUAUUCUCAUGAACAAUGUCUGCACAUAAUUGUGGAUAUUGUAUAUAGUUGCAGAUGAAUAUUUAAUGCGUUGUUAGGAUUGCAUAAGAUCCGCGAUCAGAUGAU
Messenger RNA from Gastrolobium bilobum, 2619 nucleotides. RefSeq names its product probable ubiquitin-conjugating enzyme E2 25. Gene Ontology annotation, molecular function: ubiquitin conjugating enzyme activity. The coding region runs from base 167 to 2416 and encodes 749 amino acids. The record is from RefSeq and is a predicted model, not a curated record. The transcript is spliced from 8 exons. NCBI's taxonomy places the organism in Eukaryota, Viridiplantae, Streptophyta, Magnoliopsida, Fabales, Fabaceae.